GGGCGGAAGAGACGAGGAAGCGGAAACAUCAGCAUUAUCUUCCACAUCACAACACACACACAUUCACACAGACGGUGAAAGAGAGAGAGUGACACACACACACACAGACACACGCACACUGGGCGACACACAAACUCCGGCAGUUGGAGAAGUGUCCUCGCUGCAGCAGAUUUGGAUGACCCCCCGCCCCCAUCCAGCAGGAGAAGGAGACCUCGCCGCCCCCCUGGACCCGCAGCCAUGCCGCCGCCCGCGGACAUCGUGAAGGUGGCCAUCGAGUGGCCGGGGGCCUUCCCUAAACUCAUGGAGAUAGACCAGAAAAAACCUCUGUCGGCCAUCAUUAAGGAAGUGUGUGAAGGGUGGUCGUUGGGGAACCAUGAAAACUUUGCUCUGCAGAUUGCCGACGCCACCAAUUUCUACAUCACCGAGAAGAACCGCAACGACAUCAAGAACGGCUCCAUCCUGCGCUUGACCACCUCCCCCUACCAGACGGCGGUGCAGCUGCACGAGCGCAUCCAGUCGUCCAGCAUGGACGCUAAGCUGGAGGCUCUGAAGGACCUGGCCAGCGCCUCGCGGGACAUCACCUUCGCCAUGGAGUUCAUCAACCUGGACGGCAUCUCCUUGCUGACGCAGAUGGUGGAGAGCGGCACGGAGCGCUAUCAGAAACUCCAGAAGAUAAUGAAGCCCUGUUUCGGCGACCUGCUCUCCUUCACGCUCACGGCCUUCGUGGAGCUGAUGGACCACGGCAUCGUCUCCUGGGAUACUUUCUCCGUGGCCUUCAUCAAGAAGAUCGCCAGCUACGUGAAGUCGGCGAUGGACACGGCGGUGCUGCAGCGCUCGCUGGCCAUCCUGGAGUCCAUGGUGCUCAACAGCCAGGACCUUUACCACAAGGUGGCGCAGGAGAUCACCAUAGGACAGCUCAUACCGCAUCUCCAGGGGACGGACCAGGACAUCCAGACGUACACCAUCGCCGUCAUCAACGCCCUCUUUCUCAAAGCCCCCGAGGAGAGGAGACAAGAGAUGGCCCACAUCUUGGCCCAGAAACAACUCCGCUCCAUCAUUCUCAGUAACGUGAUCCGGAGCCCCACGCCCAUCAACGACGAGAUGGCCCACCAGCUGUACGUGCUGCAAGUGUUGACCUUUAACUUGCUGGAGGACCGCAUGAUGACCAAGAUGGACCCCCAGGACCAGGCUCAGCGGGACAUCAUCUUUGAGCUGAGGAGGAUCGCCUUCGACGUGGAGUGCGAGCCCAACCACAGCGGCGGCACGGAGAAACGCAAGUCCAUGUACACGCGCGACUACAAGAAGCUGGGCUUCAUCAACCACGUCAACCCGGCUGUGGAUUUCACCCAGAUUCCUCCUGGAAUGUUGGCGCUGGACAACAUGCUCUACUUCGCCAGGCACCACCAGGACGCCUACGUCAGGAUCGUUCUGGAGAACAGCAGCCGGGAAGACAAGCACGAGUGUCCGUUUGGCCGCAGCAGCAUCGAACUCACAAAGAUGCUCUGUGAGAUCCUCAAAGUGGGCGAGCUGCCCGGUGAAAACUGCCACGACUUCCACCCCAUGUUCUUCACGCACGACCGCUCCUUCGAGGAGUUCUUCUGCAUCUGCAUCCAGCUCCUCAACAAGACCUGGAAGGAGAUGAGGGCCACCAGCGAGGACUUCAACAAGGUCAUGCAGGUGGUGAGGGAGCAGAUCAUGCGAGCGCUCACUCUCAAGCCUAAUUCCCUGGACCAUUUCAAGAGUCGCCUGCAGAACCUGAGCUACACCGAGAUCCUCAAGAUACGCCAGUCGGAGAGAAUGAAUCAGGAGGACUUCCAGUCCCGCCCCAUCCUGGAGCUGAGGGAGAAGAUCCAGCCAGAGAUCAUGGAGUUGAUCAAACAACAGAGGCUCAACAGAUUAUGUGAAGGAACCUGCUUCCGCAAGAUCAGCAGUCGCAGGAGGCAAGACAAGUUCUGGUACUGCCGGCUGUCUCCCAACCACAAAGUCCUGCACUACGGAGACCUGGAGGAGAGCCCCCAGGGGGAGGUGCCCCACGACUCCCUGCAGGACAAACUGCCGGUGGCGGACAUCAAGGCUGUCAUCACGGGCAAAGACUGUCCUCACAUGAAGGAGAAGGGCGCCCUCAAGCAGAACAAGGAGGUGCUGGAGCUGGCCUUCUCCAUCCUCUACGAGUCGGAUGAAUAUUUAAACUUUAUCGCUCCGGACAAGCAUGAGUACUGCGUGUGGACGGACGGUCUGAACGCCCUGCUGGGCAAGGAGAUGACCAGCAACGACACCAAAUCCGACAUGGACACACUGCUCUCCAUGGAGAUGAAGCUCCGCCUCUUGGACCUGGAGAACAUCCAGAUCCCGGAGGCCCCGCCCCCCAUUCCCAAAGAGCCUAGUAACUAUGACUUUGUUUACGAUUGUAACUAGGCCCCGCCCCCUCCAAAUCACCUGUGCUGUUCUCACUGGACCCCCCCACCACCACCCCCCACACCCCCACAACUGGAUCGAAACUGUCCAAGAUGGUUUGAUGAACUGUGAUGCCACCAAACAAUACAAGAGCUGGUUACCAUGGCGACGACUAACCAGCACGCGAUUCCUUCUUCCUCGUUCGCUUUCUUAUGAUUUGUCCUCAGGGCUUUCAGUGGAGGGAGGGGAUGGGGGCGGCCAUCUUUGUUCGGUCCUCACUGCUAUUGCUAUUUCCUGUCACAUGACACACAAACACAGAUUUUCACAGUAUUUGUGGCAGCUAAAUGUUACCCGUCACACGGCUGAAGUACUUUUUUCAACGUAAACUCCCCGACACGUGAUUUUUUUUCCUGUCCGCUGACGACUGUUACCACUUUUUUGUCGUCCCGCCUGCCUUCCUUCCUUCCUUCCCUCUUUUUAACGACUGCUGUACUCGACAUUCCUGAGCAAUAUUUCCUUUCUAUCAUGUGGCGAUUCCUUUCGGAUUGUGGAGCUGUUACAAUGACGUGUUCUUCUCACGCAAAGGGAAGCUUUCCAAUUUGAAAGUUGAUGUAUUUUAGUAAUUUAAAAACAGAUCACGGUUAUUUCUAGUAUCAUUUUUUUUAUAUAUCUAUAUACAGUAUUUACACGCUGCCCCCGUCCCCCCCUUUGCCUUCCUAUUUAAAACAUGUUUUGUCUUUUUUGUUCUCCAAAGCCCCACAAAAACUGCUGUUUACAUUAAAGGUUGAAAGACUAAA
Doryrhamphus excisus (bluestripe pipefish) is the source of this 3191-nucleotide messenger RNA. The record is from RefSeq and is a predicted model, not a curated record. NCBI's taxonomy places the organism in Eukaryota, Metazoa, Chordata, Actinopteri, Syngnathiformes, Syngnathidae.